Molecule: messenger RNA, 1954 nt
Organism: Dioscorea cayenensis subsp. rotundata (Guinea yam)
Lineage: Eukaryota; Viridiplantae; Streptophyta; Magnoliopsida; Dioscoreales; Dioscoreaceae
Product: pyruvate decarboxylase 2-like
Exons: 5
Coding region: 12-1829 (605 amino acids)
Molecular function (GO): magnesium ion binding; thiamine pyrophosphate binding; carboxy-lyase activity
Source: RefSeq, a predicted model, not a curated record
UCUUCAUUUCAAUGGAAACCAAGAUCGGAGCAUUAGACGCGCCGGUGAAGCCGGCUUCCAAUGGCGUCGGCGGCUCACCAACCCCGUCAAGCCACACCAUUAGCCCCUCACCGCCGGCCAACGGCGUAUCCUCUGAGGCCACGCUUGGCCGCCAUCUCGCUCGCCGGCUCGUCCAAAUCGGCGUCAGAGACGUCUUCGCCGUUCCUGGAGAUUUCAACCUAACUCUACUUGACCAUCUAAUCGCCGAGCCAGAGCUCAAACUCAUCGGCUGUUGCAACGAGCUCAAUGCCGGCUAUGCUGCCGAUGGCUACGCUCGACGCCGCGGUGUUGGCGCAUGCGCCGUUACCUUCACCGUCGGUGGGCUCAGCGUUAUCAACGCCGUCGCUGGAGCUUACUCUGAGAACCUCCCUGUUGUGUUCAUCGUCGGCGGGCCAAACUCCAACGACUACGGUACUAAUCGGAUCCUCCACCACACUAUCGGGUUAUCGGAUUUUUCUCAAGAGAUCCGAUGUUUCCAGGCGGUGACUUGUUACCAGGCCGUGGUGAAUCAUUUGGAUGACGCACAUGAGUUGAUAGAUGGCGCCAUAUCAACAGCACUGAAAGAAAGCAAACCGGUUUAUAUUAGCAUCAGUUGUAAUCUCGCUGGGAUUCCACAUCCAACGUUCACUAAAGAUCCUGUGCCAUUCUUUUUGUCUCCCAAGAUUAGUAAUAAGCAGAGCUUGGAAGCAGCGGUGGAAGCAACGGCAGCGUUCUUAAACAAAGCCGUGAAACCGGUCCUCGUGGCCGGGCCGAAGCUUCGAGUGGCGAAAGCCAUUGAAUCAUUCAUAGAACUCGCAGACGCCUCCUGCUACCCGAUCGCCACAAUGCCAUCGGCCAAAGGUCUCUUCCCUGAAGACCAUCCCAAGUUCAUUGGCACAUACUGGGGUGCCAUUAGCACCUCCUUCUGCUCUGAGAUUGUUGAAUCCUCUGACGCUUACCUCUUCGCCGGCCCUGUAUUCAAUGACUACACCUCUGUUGGUUACUCACUGCUCAUUAAGACGGAGAAGGCUGUGAUUGUGCAACCAGAGCGUGUGGUUAUUCCUAAUGGCCCUGCUUUUGGUUGCAUUCUCAUGAAGGAUUUUCUCCAUGCAUUGGCCAAGAGAAUCAAGAGGAACACCACUGCUUAUGAGAACUAUGAGCGCAUCUUUGUCCCCGGAGGUGUUCCUCGUAAGGCAGUAAGCAGAGAGGCUUUGAGAGUGAACGUGUUGUUCAUGCAUAUACAAAGGAUGCUCUCUGGUCAGACUGCUGUCAUUGCUGAGACUGGUGAUUCUUGGUUCAACUGCCAGAAACUCAAGCUUCCUCCUGGUUGUGGAUAUGAGUUUCAAAUGCAGUAUGGAUCAAUAGGAUGGUCUGUGGGUGCUACACUUGGGUAUGCUCAAGCUGCAAAAGAUAAGCGUGUCAUUGCUUGCAUUGGUGAUGGGAGCUUUCAGGUGACAGCCCAAGAUGUGUCGACGAUGAUACGGUGUGGGCAAAACAGCAUUAUUUUUCUGAUAAACAAUGGAGGAUACACAAUUGAAGUGGAGAUACAUGAUGGUCCUUACAAUGUGAUAAAAAACUGGGACUAUACUGCUUUUGUUGAUGCUAUUCAUAAUGGUGAAGGCAAAUGUUGGACUGCUAAAGUUCAUUGUGAGGAGGAGCUAAAAGAGGCUAUUGAAAUGGCAAUGGGAGCCAAGAAAGACUGCUUGUGCUUCAUAGAAGUGAUUGUUCAUAAGGAUGAUACCAGCAAAGAGUUGCUUGAAUGGGGUUCUAGAGUUUCUGCUGCAAAUAGCAGGCCUCCAAAUCCACAGUAGACUUUUAGAUCACAGUGUUGAUUUAUAUUUCUUGCAUGAUUUUUGCUUGUAAGUGUGUUUCUUUGAUUGUUAUUUGUUAAUGAGUGUCUAUGUUAUUGUUGUGUUACAAUAAACAAUGGUGCAUA